GCAACAUUGGUAGCGAUGGCCGCCGCCAUCGUGAAUCAUAUGAUUUGUGUUUGUGAAUAGGGCGCAGCUCAUAUACGGCCACGCAGUGAAACCGGUGAAAGUGCCACGCAAACCUUGCUCCUCUUCGUGGAGAAACUGAACUCAGAACUGGAGCGAGGCUUUUGGAGAAGCUUUGUCACACAUGAUGGAGAACCCCGCCAAACUUCGGUUCCAAAUCAGGAGCAACCUGGCCAAGGUGAAGAUGUACGAGCAGAGGGACCUUCAAGAAAAAGCGGCAGCUCGCAUCCCAGUCAAGGAUUUGACCCGCAAAGCUCAGAUGUCUAUGCUUGACAUCUCUAGUCAACCCUCUCCUGCAACCUUACCCAAGCCCACUUUCAGAGACUUCCUCCUCCUCGAACUGCUGCACUGGUUUAAAAACAGCUUCUUUACGUGGGUUGACACUCUGCCCUGUAGUCAGUGUAAAUCGGAGACAAAAGUGGUAGGCGGGGGGGACCCAACGCCAGAAGACGUCCGCUACAUGGUGUCGCGAGUCGAGCUUCACGAGUGCCCCAAAUGCCACACUCAAGAACGGUUCCCGAGGUACGACCAUCCCGGGAAAUUGUUGGAAACGCGUAGAGGGCGCUGCGGCGAGUGGGCAAACUGUUUCACCCUGUGCUGCCGCGCCCUGUCGUUCGAUGCCCGCCUCGUGCUGGACUGGACGGAUCACGUGUGGACAGAGGUCUUCUCAGAGUCACAGGGACGGUGGGUCCACUGUGAUUCGUGCGAAGACCUGUGCGAUGCCCCGCUGAUCUAUGAGGUUGGAUGGGGAAAGAAACUUUCCUACGUGUUGGCCUUUUCCGCGUACGAGGUUCAGGACGUCACGUGGCGGUACACGACGGACUUUGCCGCCACCCUUUCCAGACGUGUGCUCUACGCGGAGUCCGACGUCGUCGACCUCGUCUUGAGCGAGACGCGGAAGCUGCAGCGUGAUAUACCGGCGGAACGUAAGGACUACCUGUUGGCACGCAGGGUUCAAGAACUUGCCGAGUUGCUUACGCCGCGAAAGGCGUCGGACGUCGAUAAGCAUGGACGCAUUUCGGGGUCCUUAGCGUGGCGACAGCAACGAGGGGAAACUGGUGUCCAUUUUUGCCCCCGUGUCUUCAAGCCUAGGAGUUCCGAUUGCAAGACCGUAGUUCUAAAAUACUCGGCUUCGAAGGACCUGUACAUAGUCUCGGAAGACGGAACGCAAGUCGAAAAUAUUCCCGGAUGGCAGAACGGAGUGUUUUCCCAAGACAAACUGUUUCGGAAAGUUGAGCCCGAUUGGAAGAUGGUGUACCUGACAAGGAUUGAGGGGGAGGAUAAAGGUACAGUCUCAUGGAAGCUGGAUUUUUCGUCGAACCAGGCAGUGGAGACAAUCGCUGUAGUGUGCAAGUCUGCAACUUUUGAGAAUGGUGAAGUCAGAUGGCUGCUGUGUAGCGAAGACAGUUGUGUUCGCCUGCAGAGUGGGGACGGGCCACAAAUAGUAUCAUCGCUCAAAGGAGCUCGUAUCCUGAUCCUGAAGGCUGAACUUGAAGGAGGAAAGGGGCCUGUGGCAUGGCAGCAUGCUCAACUUUUUAGGGAGGCAUUAGACAGUGAUGUUCCAUCCUUGGAAAUCAAGGUUACCCUGUCUGAACAGUAAUUUUUAUCAGCCGCCGUGACUGCCAUGAACUAAGUCAUUUUUUUAAUUCAACCAAAUAUGUAUAGUGUUUGACAGAGUUAUAGAUACAAUUCACUUUUUUACUUGC
Messenger RNA from Ornithodoros turicata, 1763 nucleotides. RefSeq names its product peptide-N(4)-(N-acetyl-beta-glucosaminyl)asparagine amidase-like (gene Pngl). The transcript is spliced from 3 exons. Gene Ontology annotation, biological process: protein quality control for misfolded or incompletely synthesized proteins; glycoprotein catabolic process; protein deglycosylation. The coding region runs from base 182 to 1657 and encodes 491 amino acids. Gene Ontology annotation, molecular function: peptide-N4-(N-acetyl-beta-glucosaminyl)asparagine amidase activity. Lineage: Eukaryota; Metazoa; Arthropoda; Arachnida; Ixodida; Argasidae. The record is from RefSeq and is a predicted model, not a curated record. Gene Ontology annotation, cellular component: nucleus; cytoplasm; cytosol.